CUGGUCGCUAAGGGGCGUGGUCCCGGCUCCUGAUCCGAAGCUGAAGCCUGGGAUCGUUACUAGGGGGCGUGGCGGACGGGGGCUCCGGAAAGUUCCAGAGGGGCGGGGCGGGAGCAGCCUCCGCUGCGGCUGUGUCAGUGUCCGGCUGUCCCUCCCCCCAGAUCGGGCGCAGCAUCCCUGACAUGGCGUCUGCGCGGGAGGAGGGAGUGAUGCAGAGAUAACAUUUCUAGGCACCAUAAAUGACUGUCUAGAGGAGCAGCUACUCCUGGAACCCACAGGGAGAGAGACAAUUCUAGAUUUAGUCCUAAGUGAAGCACAGGAUCUGGUCCAAGAGCUAGAGAAAGAUUUGGAAGAGGUGAAAGAGCUCCUGAAAAAAGCCACAAGAAAAAGAACUCAUGAUGUCUUGAUGGCAGAAAAGUACAAGCUAGAGAUGGAAAUCAAGAACCAGCCACCACCCAAGCUAAAAGAAGACACUAUGGAGGAAGAGAAACCACCAGCUGGGGGAUACACAGUGAAAAUCAACAGUUAUGGUUGGGAUCAGUCGGAUAAGUUUGUGAAGAUUUACAUCACUUUAAAUGGAGUGCAGCAGCUUCCAGCUGAGAAUGUGCAGGUCCACUUUACAGAGAGGUCAUUUGAUCUGCUAGUGAAGAAUCUCAAUGGCAAGAAUUACUCCAUGACAUUCAAUAACCUUCUGAAACCCAUCUCUGUGGAAUGCAGCUCAAGGAAGAUCAAGACAGAUAUGAUCCUCGUAUUAUGUAGGAAGAAACGGGAGGAAAAAUGGGAUUGCCUGACUCAGGUGGAAAAAGAGAGCAAGGAGAAAGAGAAAGCCUCUUAUGACACCUCAGACCCUGGUGAGGGGCUGAUGAACCUUCUGAAAAAGAUGUAUGCAGAGGGAGAUGAUGAAAUGAAAAGAACCAUUAACAAGGCCUGGGUUGAAAGCAGAGAGAAACAAGGCAAAGGGGAUAUGCCAUUAGAUAUUUGAAACUACUCCAAAGGCUGCCUUGACAUGGACCUUCCAUAUGGGACUUUUGCUGUGCUGCAGAGAUCAGUUCUACAAGUGCAUUGUUUACACAACCUUCUUCCAAGCAAAGACACUUACCUGUUUUCCAUUUCAGGUUGGAGAAAAUAUUUAAAUAAAAUACACUUAUAAAGCAUUUCUUUCCAUCAAGUGGUUUCCUCUUCCCUGAGGAGUAGGAAAUAUUUGUAUCUCUUCCCUCCCCUUCCCCCUAAGAGCUUUUUAUUGUUCUGCUCAUCCGAAAUGUCUGUAAAGCUGAUAAUUAUGCAAACGUAAAAAGAAGAAAAAUCCUAAGCUAUUGUGUGCUAGUCAACGUGUCACUUGGCUGCCUUCGGCUAUUUGGUUCCUAGCCCUAAUGGGUUAACCCAGCUCAAGCGACUUUCUACAUGCAGGAAGCAGGAGAAACUAUCAAACAAACCUCAAAAGGACAGACAUGUCUAAAUUGCUGAAGCCAGCUUAAUUAUAGGUGUGGAAUCUGCAGCUUCGACUCUAGUUACUAGCUUACUGCGCUGGAAAGUAGCUCUUGCCUGCCAUUCUUUACAAAAGGGCAAUGGCAAGAACCCUGUAGAAAGCAUGCUGAGCAGAUACCUGUUGCUAGUCAAGAGACUUGCUUAAGUGCACCCAGGAAAAGCUGAAUGUGACAGGCUUACCCAGCAUCUGCCUGUGGCAGGCAAUCCACCCAUUUUUCCAACCACCUCCCCAAAAUGCAGGAGCCACAGCUGAGUAACAGCAGUGCAGUUAGUAGCCAUAGAAAGGAAAGAUGCAAGAACGUUUGGACUAGCACAAGGCAGAAGCGUAACUACUCUCGACCCUUUGUAAAGUUCUUGAUCAUUGACAGGAAGGUUCUGUACCAAACUAAUGAAUUACUAAGUUGCUAUAGGCAUGACCCCCUUUCUUUAAAAAAGGUGGUGCUGUCUACUAGAGUACAGUACAACUGUUGACUUCCUCCCACCCUACUUUGAGAUGGUUAGGAGCCUACAGGUCAACAGAACUAAGCCUUAGCCCCCAUGUUGGUUAAUGUGGAAUUCAUUGUAGCUUCCCGUAUUAGCAGCAGGAAGCUGCUCAACCAUUGCUGCUAUAAAAAAGGAGCCUCUGCAGGCUUGGCAACUGGCAGAAUAUGGGUAAAAGGUAGGAUUGAACACAUGCUCCUCCCAGCAAUGUGAGGGAUAGGGAAGGUAUCACAGAAUAGGAAGGGGGCAGGGAUCCUGUGCACAUCUCCUUGAAUGUGGGGGUGUUACCUGUCAGCUCUAUGUUCUUGGGGAACCAGGGCACAGUACCCAGUCUGUCUCACAAAUGACCUUCCCCACCCCACAGCCUAUGCUUGAACAAAAGCUGAUCAGAAGGACUUACAAAAA
Messenger RNA from Mauremys mutica (yellowpond turtle), 2370 nucleotides. It is a transcript of the gene CACYBP, whose product is annotated as calcyclin binding protein. The transcript is spliced from 7 exons. Gene Ontology annotation, biological process: heart development. Gene Ontology annotation, cellular component: nucleus. The record is from RefSeq and is a predicted model, not a curated record. The coding region runs from base 407 to 982 and encodes 191 amino acids. NCBI's taxonomy places the organism in Eukaryota, Metazoa, Chordata, Testudines, Geoemydidae. Gene Ontology annotation, molecular function: tubulin binding; S100 protein binding; ubiquitin protein ligase binding.